This is a messenger RNA of Mizuhopecten yessoensis (Yesso scallop), 978 nucleotides long. RefSeq names its product multiple epidermal growth factor-like domains protein 10. Lineage: Eukaryota; Metazoa; Mollusca; Bivalvia; Pectinida; Pectinidae. The coding region runs from base 1 to 450 and encodes 149 amino acids. The transcript has 6 exons. The record is from RefSeq and is a predicted model, not a curated record.
AUGACCAGCGGGAAUUGUAUCGUGUCCGGAUCUUGCAACAUCAGUUCGUUUGGUAAUAACUGUGAUAACAUAUGUCACUGUACCAAACCCGGAUGUGACAGAUUCACCGGAUUAUGUAACGUGGCGGGAUGUGAUGUUGGCUGGACAGGUUCGGCAUGUGACCAAGGCGUUAACAUAAACAGUAAAGAUAAUUCGAUGAAAUCAGGAUCCGAUGCUUUGGUAGGUUACAUACUGUUUGGAUCAUUGCUGUUUAUUUCCAUCGGGUUCAACAUAGGAUUUAUAAUUGAUCGUCUAAGAACCAAAAGGAAAAAGUCAGAACGUGCACAAUCUGACAGCGAAAUGCAUUACCAGUAUACAGUUAAUGUCAAUGAGAACUAUGAAAUUCUUGACACAUCGAAAAUUGAACGAACAAAAAACAUUUAUGACACCGUAGACAAGAAGUGUGGCUAAAACGGCAAAGGAGAUAAUAUUUACCUACAGAUUAAUAAUCGACUCCUUUAUACGUGUGUGAUAUAUGUGAGAACAACUAACGCAUUCAAACGUAAUAACUUGGGUCACAUCAAGCAUGCGUUGGAUAGAAAUAUCUGUUAACUUAUAAUACUAGCAUUAUACAUAUAAUAUAUGACUCGGGAACAAAACUGUCGUCAACAACAUUGUUAUUUUGAUCAGUAAUAAGUCGAACUAACAAAACUGCGCCAUUCAUCUUAGGCAUACAUUUGAAGAAAAAAGAUCCUGAUAGAAUAAAGCAAAUAUCAGAACGUCCGGCGAUUAUCCACGGCUACAAAAUAUCUUUAAAAUUAAUAUAGAUAGUGAUAUUGAUGACAAAGUGCCAUGACUUUCUUGAAAUCAUUCAUAAAAAUAUGAGAAGAUCUUAUGAACACAUUGUUUUGAGAUUGAGGUCAAAGUGUAUUAUGAAACAGGAACAACAUAUAUGACUGUUGUAAAACCUUGUAAUUUAGUUUUAUGAUAUCCAUUUUG